UGGGAUAUGGCCAACUUCAUGCAAGGUGGCUAAAGAAGUUUCUAGAAAGGGCACCUCCAAUAAAAAAACAGUAGAGCUAAAAAAAGCUUUUUACUACACCAGUUUCUUUGCUAUACAGCAUCUUAAAGGCUUGCACCAGUUUUCCAAGCGUACUAAAACUGUGCUUAUCCAUAUUUUUUUUCAUCACUUUUUACUAUGGAUACAAUAAGGCAUGAAAAUACAGUCUUGCCCCUUGCCAGGUGCUGUGGAUCGCAUGUUUCCUCUCUUGCAGACCUGCCAAGGAUGACAUUGUCAUCAUCUCGUACCCAAAGUGUGGCGGCGUCUGGGUGGCACAGAUCGUUUACCUCUUACUCAACGACUGUGUGCCUAUUCCGAACAGCGGCUCCUUCAACCAGGCGAUGCCCAACCUGGAAGAGUAUGGCUACCUUCUGCUGAAGGAACGGUCGUCGUCCAGCACGGAGCAGAGGAUCAUCCGCACGCACCUGCCCUACCACAAGAUGCGCAUCAACCCCAUGGCCAAGUACAUCUAUGUGACACGCAACCCCAAGGACUGCUGCGUGGCCCUGUACCAGUACACCAAGGCCGCCGACGCCAUCUUCCGCUUCAAGGAGGGCACCUUCAACCACUUCUUUGAGUGGUUCAUCCGGGGCCGCAUGCCGUACAACGACUACUUCGACCACCUCAUCCCCUACUGGCUUCACCGCAAGGACUGCCACGUUCUCUUCUGCACCUACGAGAACCUCACCCUCGACCACAAGAGCAACAUCUUUGUGCUUGCAAACUUUGUCGGCGGUGUGGCUGGCACGAUGGUCAAAGAUCGGCACAUGUUGAAGAAGCUGAUCUACCGAAGCUCCUACUCGUACAUGAGCCGCUUUUAUGAGCAAGAAGACCACCUGGGAAACCUGUCGAAGGGCCGGAUCGGGGAGUGGAAGAACACGCUGUCGUCCCUGCAGUGCGCACGAAUCGACAAGAAGUUCAACGACCGCUUUGGAAACAGCGAAAUCGCCAAUCUCUGGAAGUAUAUUGUACGCUUUGAGAAUCCUGGAUCCACCACUAAUGAAAGUGAAUAGCUGUAAUGCACAGUUUCCCAUAUCUGCAAGUCAUGAUGCACAACAGCCCAUAUAUAGUAUCAGUAUGCUUACCUGUUCCGGUUUUCUCUUUGGUUUUGUUUUUACAAAUGAGAUUUAUGCAAUACAUAUGUAUCUGCUUUUUCCUUUGUUUCUGUGGUCUGCGCCUAAGUAAAACUAUAUUGUAAAAAAAAAAAAAUUAAAAUGGGAUGUUUUUAUAA
This is a messenger RNA of Ixodes scapularis (black-legged tick), 1288 nucleotides long. Its product is annotated as sulfotransferase ssu-1. The transcript is spliced from 3 exons. Gene Ontology annotation, cellular component: cytoplasm. Lineage: Eukaryota; Metazoa; Arthropoda; Arachnida; Ixodida; Ixodidae. Gene Ontology annotation, molecular function: sulfotransferase activity. Bases 399 to 1070 code for a protein of 223 amino acids. Gene Ontology annotation, biological process: sulfation. The record is from RefSeq and is a predicted model, not a curated record.